AAUGUGGUAACAAAAUGGCUGCUUCCAUUUAGCAGAACGUUGUCGAUGCAUGGAUUCAUUUUCACCACAAAAGGCUUAACCAUAGACUCUUAUGCAAGGUGUAUUGUCAUAAGAGGAUAACCAACAGGAUGGCAGCCAGUAGAAUGUGUGUGCAAAGCCUCAGAGUGACCUGUAGAACAAGUAACAUACAAGCAUUGGUCCAAAUACAACCACCUACCAUUGCAAAUGGGAACUAUUCAGCAUCAUUUCAACAGCUAGGAUUUGGUGCCAAGGGCAAAAGUAAGCCAACAGCUGUAACUUUAGGACAGAGCACGGCAUUUAAACUGCCAUCACUGGACAGCAACAAGUUUUACAAAAUAGGUAUAUUAGAUCACCAUCAACCCAGUUGGUACGAGUUCCCUACUUUAGCUCAUAUGGGGUCUGUCUUGGAGAAAGAGGCUCCACCUUUAAAUGAAAACGACUUUAAAGGUGAUCCCAUGCCUGAUGAGGCAACUGUAAGAAAGGAAGCCAAAAGAAUUCAGAAAAUACGCAAACGCAGGAUAAGAGGUCUCCAUUUUAAAAAAAAAAGGAAAAAGAAUGGAAGUAUAGUUCGUGCUUUACGGAUCAGGAAGCGAGAAAAGCAGGCAGCAAAAAUGAAGGAAGAGUUUGCAGCCAUUUUGGAGUCGGCAGAAAGGUUUGACCCGUGGGGAGAAUUGCAAAUGAAAACUAAAGACUUCAAGAGACUUAGGGUAAAGGUGCCGUCUGCUUAUAAGGAUCUUUAUAAAAGGAUUCAUCAAGUUAGAUUACAAUGAUGACACUGGGCGUAACGCAGAUUGGAAAGGCACUAAACAAACGACCAACCCCCCAUAAAAGGCUUAUCAUCAUAAUUGUCAAAGUUUGGUUCUUUAAAAUUGAUUGACCUUUGUGUCACUUAUCUGAAAGAAAAAGCAUUUUUCUCAAAUUAUUGCACUGUGUUGAUUAAAUUGUACUGUAUAUCUCAGUGAAAAAUAUUAAAUUGUAGGGCUUUCGUUUGUAUCAUACAUUUUGAAUUAAUUUUGAAGACACUCAGCUCACAAUAGGAAAAUGGUGAACAUGUUGUUUCUCUGUCUUUAUAACCCUAGCAGGGCAAAUGUCUAAUGAUUUCUCAACUAAAAUUUCUUUUUAUGAAAUAAAACACUGAAGAAUA
Molecule: messenger RNA, 1165 nt
Organism: Lingula anatina
Lineage: Eukaryota; Metazoa; Brachiopoda; Lingulata; Lingulida; Lingulidae
Source: RefSeq, a predicted model, not a curated record